Megalobrama amblycephala (Wuchang bream) is the source of this 2447-nucleotide messenger RNA. RefSeq names its product coagulation factor VII, like (gene f7l). Gene Ontology annotation, molecular function: calcium ion binding; serine-type endopeptidase activity. The coding region runs from base 77 to 1375 and encodes 432 amino acids. Gene Ontology annotation, biological process: blood coagulation; proteolysis. The transcript has 8 exons. NCBI's taxonomy places the organism in Eukaryota, Metazoa, Chordata, Actinopteri, Cypriniformes, Xenocyprididae. Gene Ontology annotation, cellular component: extracellular region. The record is from RefSeq and is a predicted model, not a curated record.
ACAGUAUUGUGCAAUGAUCUGCUGUCCGACGCCCACGAGUGUCCAGACCAGACUUCGAUCCUGAAGCUAAAACAUCAUGGAGUUCAAGCUGAACAGAAUGAAGCUCUGCCACAUGAUCCUGACGCUGCUCGCCGUCCCAGAGUGCUUUGGGGUUCAGUCAGUGUUCCUCAGUAAGUCUGAGGCCAGCCGGCCGUUAUCUCAUCGUGUCAGGCGAGCGAACUCCUUCCUGGAGGAGCUGAAGCUGGGAGAUCUGGAGCGAGAGUGUCUGGAGGAGAUCUGCUCGUAUGAGGAGGCCAGGGAGAUCUUCACCGUCCCCGCACAACUGGAGGAUUUCUGGAAGAGAUAUACAGAGGUGGAUUUCUGUCAGUCGGGACCGUGUCAGAACGGAGCCACAUGUGUGGAUCACAUGGACACCUACAUCUGCAUCUGUCCAAUGAACUUCGAGGGGCGACACUGUGACAAAGAAAUAUUCCCACCCAGUUCCUACGGAUGUCUGUACCGGAACGGCGGCUGCGAACACUUCUGUGUGGAGAUCACCAAUUCGACUCAUCGCUGUGAUUGUGCUCCCGGAUACACACUGCACACAGACAACAGCAGCUGCGUGCCGCAGGGUGGUUUCCCAUGUGGCAGGCUGGUGGAGAUGGGUGUGGGUCCGAGGAUAGUGAAGGGCGUCGUGUGUCCUAAAGGACAGUGUCCGUGGCAGGCUUUACUCGAGUAUGCUGGAGUGUAUAAAUGCGGUGGAGUUAUUCUAGAUUCCCAAUGGAUUGUCACCGCGGCUCAUUGUGUCUGGAAUAAUAAAGAUCCAUCCCUCUUCCAAGUGACAGUCGGUGAACACAUCCUCGAUAAAGAUGAAGGAACAGAACAGAAGAGGAAAGUGUCUAAAGUGAUCAUCCACCCGCGGUACAACCACUCUAGCACGGACAGUGACAUCGCACUGCUGCAUCUCCUCAGCCCCGUCACGCUCGACCGCUUCGCCCUUCCCGCCUGCCUUCCUCCAGCUAACGGCACGUUCGGACGCACCAUAGGAGCCAUCCGCAUGUCCACCGUCAGCGGGUGGGGUCGCAUGGCGCAGUCGGGACCGCCGUCUCAGGUUCUCCAGAGGCUGGAGGUGCCGAGGGUCUCCUUAGACGAGUGUCGGGCAAACUCGGGUCUGAAGGUGACCAGGAACAUGUUGUGCGCCGGCUUCAUCGAGGGCGGCCGUGACUCCUGUCAGGGGGACAGCGGAGGGCCGCUGGUCACCCGCUACAGAAACACAUGGUUCCUGACAGGAAUCGUGAGCUGGGGCAAAGGCUGCGCCCGCGCCAACGUCUACGGCAUCUACACGCGGGUGUCCGUCUUUGUGGAGUGGAUUCUGAAGACCGUGGCCAGCGCAUGAAUACAAGAGUUUCUGAACGUUGUGUAAGGUGAAGUGUGUUCAGAUUCACGUUCAGUCACUCAAGUCAGUCAUUAGCUGUUUCCAUUGACCAGUUUUUAUGUGAAUUUUGGCGUAUUGCAUGUAAAAUUUUUGGAUGGAAAUGCCAAGAGGCACAUGAAUUGAGGCACUGAUCAUUUUUUUAAUCCAAUAAGAAGACAUGCACAUAAAUUACCAUAGUUUUAUAGAAUAAAUCCCUCAAUGCACAACAAAAAACUCAUUGGAAAACCUUGGAAAUUGGUGCAAAAUAUAAAUCUGUAAGUUGCUGCAGUCUGGCUUUUUCUCAGAGCAUCAGACGAAACACAAUAAACACUGUCAUGUUCUCUUUUGCUCGGAAGCAGAUGCCUUGAAAUGCGAAAAAAUUCUAAAAAUGAGCAUGAAAAAAUACACCCAAUUAAGGAGGAUAAUUUUUUUAUCCAAUAAGAAGACAUGCAUAAACUAUAUUGGAAACACAUUUACUGAAUAAAUCCCUUGAUGCGCAACAAAACCCUCGUGUGACUCUGUGAUUGGAUAACUGGAAUAACCAGCAGACCAAUAGCAUCGCAGCAUCUCAAAUGUUGGUUUGGUGGUUCUGAAACGUCUGAGUCAAAGUGUGUCAUCAGAAUGAUUUGGUUUAAUUCCCUCCAGAAGCGUCUCACACGAUUGUGUUCCCAAAAAGAUCACAUGACAGUGUUUAUUGUGUGUCGUCUGACUCAUUUAUGAUGGAGGGAAAAAGAGACACUUCCAUUUUUAUUACUGAUAUUUUGAGCAAAUUUCCCAGGAAGUGAUGAUGAUAUUGUUCUCUUGAACACGUGGGAUGGAAACACCGCUUUAUAUGCAAAUGUUUUAUCCCAUAUUCCAGUUUUGUGCUCAAGUUAAAUUCGCAACUUCCCGAAGAGUGACGCUUCCACAACAUUGAAUAUUGGCACUGGCAAACACCAGAACAUGUACUUUUGCAAUUAAAAAUAAUGGCACACUUGUGAGUAUAUAUAAUAAUCAUUAGCAUAACCCUAAAAUUUGUAUUAUAUGUGAAAAAUAAAUAAUGUUUUCAAAUGUU